AUUAGUCGAAGACAGUCAGCUGAAGUGAGUCAGUGUCUACUCGAUGAAUUUUAGUCAUUAGUGCGAUUUAUUUUGUCGUCGUUUCGACGUUUCGUAACAACUAAUAGCGAUCGAUCUGUUUUUCAGAAUUGUACGUUACACUAACUACGCUGUGGGGAACAGACGUGGGAUUUAAAAUAAAUAAAUAAAUAAAUAUCGAUAACGGAUUGGCCGCGUGCGUGAAAUUAUUAGUACAACAAAAAAGUCGUUGGCCACCGUCGUGCUUUUUUGAUUUAUUUCAAUUUUUUCCUGACACACACGGACAACAUGUCAAGCAACGAAGAAAAAGCCAUGGCCCUAUUGACAGAAGCGGACAAGAAACUCAAUUCCUCUAAAGGAUUAUUUUCUUCGUUAUUUGGGAAUGUUUCUAAGGUUGAAGAUGCAAUUGAUUGUUACCAACGUGCUGCAAAUUUAUUUAAGAUGGCAAAAAAAUGGUCACAAGCUGGCAGAGCAUUUAUUUUGGCUGCUGAUCUCAAUGCAAAAUCGGGCCGUAAACAUGAUGCUGCUACAAAUUAUGUAGACUCUGCAAACUGUUUCAAAAAAACUGAUCCAAAUGAAGCUGCAAUGUGUUUGGAAAAAGCUAUUGACAUCUACACAGAUAUGGGUCGUUUUACAAUGGCUGCUAAACAACAUCAAAAUAUAGCUGAAAUGUAUGAGACUGAAGCUGUUGACCUAGAACGUGCUAUAACCAAUUAUGAAAAGGCCUCAGACUAUUUCAUGGCUGAAGAAAGUAAGAGUUCAGCUAACAAAUGCAAACUUAAGGUGGCACAGUAUGCUGCCCAACUGGAAGACUAUGACCGAGCCAUUCAGAUUUACGAAGAGGUUGCUGGAACAUCAUUGGACAGUUCUUUGUUGAAGUACAGCGCAAAAGAAUAUUACUUCCGCGCAGCUUUAUGUCAUUUGUGUGUUGACGUUCUUAAUGCUCAACUAGCCAUGAAUCAAUACACUGAACGAUACCCGGCAUUCCAAGAUAGUAGAGAAUACAAAUUAUUACAGGUGUUGUUAAACCACAUUCAAGAGCAAAAUGCUGAUGGUUUCACUGAAGCUGUUAAAGAUUACGAUUCCAUAUCACGAUUGGACCAAUGGUACACAACAAUAUUACUGCGCAUUAAGAAACUUGUGAAUGAUACUCCUGAUUUGCGCUAAUUUUGUUAAUGAAUAAAUACAUAUUUUAAAAUCCUUAAUUUAUUAAUCAAAUCUCAUAGAAAACAACAAUAACAAAAUGUGUACUGUGUAUAUUUGGAAUAUUAUUUGUAUAUAUUUUCAUUCCUUGCAAACUAAAAUGUCAAGAAAUGAGAUUUAUAUAAUAUAAUGUGAAAUUUUUUUUUGCACAGCAUGUUUAAAACUGUGGUUUUGUUUCAAUGGUAUUCAAGUAUUGAAAAUCAUAUAAAAUCUCAUCUAGAUUUAACGGUUGACCUCUUUUUUUUGGUGAUUACAAAUUUCAGAUUUGUUAUAAAAUGUCCAAAUCUAGUAUUUUAUAAUAUUUUAAAAAAUUAGCUUACAUUCCCUUCUGUAUGUUUAAUAUUGAUUUGCAAUGUUGCUUGUUAUUCUAUUUGGUGCAGCUAUCUAUAAUGUUUGACUUAAAGCACUUGGUGUUUGUUUGCUGAAUCGUUUUGCACUAACAAAUGAAAAAUGUUUUCAAAAAAAAAAAAUUAAUUUAGUCAUCCUAAUAUUAUAAUAAUUUUUUUUUUUAUCUAUCAUAUCGUAUUAACAUUGCGUAUUGAUAAAAUAUAUAUGUAUUAAAAAUUGAACAGCAAAAAAAAUAUUAAUAAUAUAAUUAUUGUAAUAUAGAAUGUCUAGAUGAGCUACGUUGUAUAGAAAAAAAAUCGUAGGCUUAUUAUGUGUUGCUGUAGACAAGUAUGGUACUUUUACAUGACUAAUAUCGUAUAUUAUAUUAUUAUUCAUAUUAUUAAUCAAUAUUGUUAAUGUUUAUUAUUAUUAAUUUUUUUUUAUUGUAAAUAGAAUAUUGUUACAGACUUUUUUUUUAAUCUAAAAUUUAUCUUGAAAUUUGUUUCAUUAUUAUUAUAUGACUGUUUCAACUUUAUUAGUUAUCUAUCAAUGGUGUUGAUUAUGUUGUUUAAAUUUAUGAAAAUAUUAUUAUUAUUGAAUUGUGUACAUAUAUGUUUUUUAAGUUUAGUACCAUAGAAAUUUGGAACCGAAAAUAGAUAUUUCAAAAAUUAUUAUAAU
Molecule: messenger RNA, 2226 nt
Organism: Aphis gossypii (cotton aphid)
Lineage: Eukaryota; Metazoa; Arthropoda; Insecta; Hemiptera; Aphididae
Gene: alphaSnap
Product: alpha-soluble NSF attachment protein
Exons: 5
Coding region: 307-1185 (292 amino acids)
Biological process (GO): intracellular protein transport; SNARE complex disassembly
Cellular component (GO): vacuolar membrane; SNARE complex
Molecular function (GO): soluble NSF attachment protein activity; syntaxin binding
Source: RefSeq, a predicted model, not a curated record